This is a messenger RNA of Mobula hypostoma (lesser devil ray), 5599 nucleotides long. Its product is annotated as potassium voltage-gated channel subfamily A member 3-like. The transcript has 2 exons. Gene Ontology annotation, molecular function: delayed rectifier potassium channel activity; protein binding. Gene Ontology annotation, cellular component: membrane; voltage-gated potassium channel complex. Gene Ontology annotation, biological process: potassium ion transmembrane transport; protein homooligomerization. The record is from RefSeq and is a predicted model, not a curated record. Lineage: Eukaryota; Metazoa; Chordata; Chondrichthyes; Myliobatiformes; Myliobatidae. Bases 733 to 2184 code for a protein of 483 amino acids.
CCUCUUGGCACAGUCCCCUAGAUUGUACACGCUGACCACGUUCCCACGGAGCGAGGUCUCGCUUUCUCUGCUCUGCUGAGGUAAUGGGGGCCGAUGAAAUCUUCGCUGUGAGCCUCCACCCCCCCCCCCCGCACACUUUAUCGUGAUCUGGCGCGCUACUGUAAUUCGUGCGGUAAUCUAAACAGUUAAAUUGGAAAUCCAAUCAAGGCAACCUAUCGAGAUGGGGAGAUUUUGAUUUAUAGGACAGGCAGCCAUGGAAAGGGACACAAGUCAGUCUGGAGUUUGGCAGAAUAAACAAAGUGGAAGGGAUGUGGAGCUGAGUCUUCGUCGGCAGUGCCACUCAUUAAUACGGAAGGCGGGUAUAAAUUGGGUGGACGAGUGUGGCCAGUGAGGGUGAGGGUGUGCUCUAGUGAAUUGGGGACGGGGAAAGGUUUCUCUCACGCCGGGAGUCCGACGUGAUUCUUCCUCGUUGUUGAGGAACGUCAACUUCACGUCAUCACAGGGGAUGGUGAGGGGCUGAGCUAUUUUAAAUGCUGUGAUUGUAGAGUCCCUGCCCAUCUGUCUGUGUCUAUGUGGGAGAGAGAGAGGGAGCGGAGGUGCGGAGCCGGGCUGCGAGAUUUAACAGGCGGGGGCUGACCAGGGAAAUGCGAGGUGGUCCGCUGACUGAUCAGAAAAAGACUCGACUUGGCCCUAGUCGCUCCUGAGGAGGGAGGAGAUCGCCCCCGACCCAAGAUGACUCUCGUGCCGGAGGAAAACAUCGACGAGUCGGUGGCGUUGGCCGCGCUUUCUCAGGGUAACUGCGACCCCGAGCUAUUGGGGCAAGAAUGCUGCGAGAGGGCGCUCAUCAACAUCUCAGGGCUGAGGUUCGAGACACAGCUUCGGACCCUCUCCCAGUUCCCCGACACCUUGCUGGGCGACCCGCGAAAGAGGAUGCGCUACUUCGACCCUCUUCGAAACGAGUAUUUCUUCGACAGAAAUCGCCCCAGCUUCGACGCCAUCCUCUACUUCUACCAGUCGGGAGGGAGGCUGAGGAGACCCGCUAACGUGCCUGUCGACAUUUUCAUGGAGGAGAUUAAAUUCUACGAGAUGGGUGAGGAGGCCAUCGAAAAUUUCCGAGAGGAGGAAGGUUUUAUCAAAGAAGAAGAGCGCAUUUUGCCCACCAACGAGUACCAACGUCAAGUUUGGCUUCUGUUCGAAUACCCGGAGAGUUCAGGGUCCGCCAAGGGGAUUGCCAUAGUCUCCGUCCUUGUCAUUCUCAUCUCCAUCAUUAUUUUCUGCCUGGAGACCCUGCCUGAAUUCAGAGAAGAUACCCGCCUGGAACCGAGGAGAAUCGUUGUCAAUGGCACUGACACCUUGGGGGUGAACAUGUUUACCGACCCUUUCUUCAUCAUCGAGACUCUCUGCAUUGUUUGGUUUUCUUUCGAACUGUUGGUGAGAUUUUUCUCUUGCCCCAGCAAAUCUAGCUUCUCCAAGAAUAUCAUGAACAUCAUUGACAUUGUAGCCAUCAUCCCGUACUUCAUCACACUGUUUACCGAGUUAGUGUAUCAUCAAAGCAACGGGCAACAGACGAUGUCCUUGGCAAUCCUCAGGGUCAUCCGCCUGGUUCGAGUGUUCCGAAUCUUCAAGCUGUCCAGGCACUCCAAGGGGCUUCAGAUUUUGGGGAAAACCCUGCAAGCCAGUCUGAGGGAGCUGGGGUUGCUCAUGUUCUUCCUCUUCAUCGGGGUCAUCCUGUUUUCCAGCGCCGUCUACUUCGCCGAGACGGACGACCCGGACUCCAGCUUCUCCAGCAUCCCGGACGCUUUCUGGUGGGCAGUAGUUACCAUGACGACAGUGGGUUAUGGAGACAAGUAUCCUGUCACCAUCGGAGGCAAGAUUGUGGGAUCCCUGUGCGCCAUCGCCGGUGUCCUGACCAUCGCGCUGCCCGUGCCCGUUAUUGUGUCCAACUUCAACUACUUCUACCACCGGGAGAACGAGCACGAAGACCAGGCUGAGUACAUGCACAUCAGCAGCGGGCAGCAGGCACAUUCCCUCGGCCAACUCAAAGUCAGCAACCAGUCCCUCAACAAAAGCGAGGCGGAGGAUAACGUGGACGCACUGAUCAAAGAUCAUCAGUACCCGGACUACACCCCUAUCAAACAGAGACCUUCAGACAACCAAGCCAGGAAAAUAUUCACUGAUGUAUGAUCAAAGGCAGGAGACAGCGGGGGGAACGGGGGCUAAAUACUUACUGAGAAACUCUCCAUCCAGUGCUUUAAGUCACGUUAAAAAGAAACAUUUUCUAACGUUCAGUCUCAACAACACAUGGCAGGCUGAAAAAAUGUACAAAUGCAUUUGUGGCAGAAUUAGAUCAAGGAGGAGGGAUGCAUCAAAUUGCUCAACAGAUUUUUUUUUAGCUUUGCAAUCAAAAUGUUAAAUUUUCGACAUUUUUUGCAGUUUAGUCAACGAGACCACCAUUUGUUUUGCUUUCGUUUUGAUAAUUCCGUCAUUCUAGUUUACAGUUUUGUCUUCAAAGCACACUAGCUAAAUUAAAGAAAACAAACAAAUACGUGUGUAUAUAUGUGUGUGUGUGUAUAUAUACAUACAAUAUAUGUGUAUAUAUACAUUUUUAAUCAGUCCAGCAUUUCGUGGGUUUGGGGAUCUAGACAGGGACUGUGUAUUUCCAUGGAGAUGGGAAUUUCAGCUCCCACGCCCUCCCUCCCCCACCUCAGCGGGAAAAUGUCUGACCUGAAUGGGGAGAAAACAAAGCUUCAGGAUUUUCAAAUCAGUAAGAAAAUGUUUGCACAGAAAGCGGAGUGGGCGGAAGGGCGGAAUUAACCAGCAAUCAAACAUUGUGAGAGAGAGAGAGUGAGAGAAAGGGAGAGAACGAAAGAUAGAGAGAGGGGGGAACAAAAUGAUGCGAAGAUUACAAAUCGAAGGAGAACAGCUGUUGCUGUAAUGCCAGAAAUGAAUAUCUAAACAGCAUCGACUCCACCGUAGAACUGACACUGAUUAUUCUGCUGUUAGGUCAAAGCAAUUUCCGAUAUGAUACACUGGAUACAUUUGAUGUGCCAUUGUCCUGACUCUCUGGAGGUGGGGGAGGAUUAAGCAAAAACACCUUUCUCAAUCAUCGACGUUGUGUAUUUUUUUAAUAUCAUUUUUGAAGAGAGGGCGGUCGAUACCUUAAAACAAUUAUGGCUGUUGAUUGCAUUCGUACCAUUAUUUUGUUCCACUUUAUGAUUCCAGUUGCUACCCAGCCCUACCCCUCCUAACGCGAACGUCUUGAAGUGCCUGCUUGAGAAAGAGACAAAACAAGGGACACGUGUGAAACCCAGGCUGAGGCGGUCUGCCUGCAGCAACACGCCGCUCACGGCGGCGAUGCGCCGACUAACCAGCACCUCCCCGUGGGACAAUCUCGUCAGCGUCGUCGGUUGUCACGGCAACCUUCUGGCCCGCUCUCUCGCCCGACGGCCGGAGGUGACGCGCCUCACUCAAAAAGUAAAUCAUCGUUCGAAAAUGACUCAAUUACUGCUUUAUUUGCAUUGACAUUCUACAAAGCCCCCAAACUCGCUGCCUUGUGGAGAUAUUGUUUCAAUGCAAACAUUCGAUCUAAUUCUCUGUACCACUAGCCGGCUCAGCCGUGUUACAAUUUACCCCAACUCAAUGGAAUUUGUUUCUACCAGCAGAAAUGUAGGUCGAAGUGUCCAAAGCAAACGUGAGUGACCAGCCACCAUUUUCAGCUGUAAAUUGUAUUGUACAGUCAAUAGAGAUGAUUUCCAAUUUUGACUUUAAACCCAGAUCAGGAUCCUUAUACGCAAAUUCUCCCCCACGACAGCGAAUAACCACACUACCUGGAACUGUGGCCAGCGGAUUUCAGUCAAACUCCUGAUCGAAGGAUUAAUGUGAAAUUGAGUGAAGUCAGCCUGGUGCUCGGAGUUAGGUCGCUCCCUGGUCUCUAAGCUGGCCCUCGUUGCAUGGAAAUCCCAAAUCUAAGAGUGCAAAUUCUCACUAGAGUUAGUAACUCAAAUUCCUCGGGUAAAGGGCGAAUGACUUUUCUUUGAUUAUUUCAAGACUUUCAAUCGGCGCACACACACAAUGGGGAACUUGAAGCAAUUGCCGAAAUUCCUUUGCGGGACUCUCACUGAUCACCGGACAUGACCCAGUGGGACACUUAACCCGCUUGGAAUUGCCAAGACCGUUACGCAGGCCUCGCGGGUCUGAAGGAGAGGACUAAUGUAGCCAAAUCUCCUUGCAGGCCACUCAGAGAACAUGCAAGGUUUACCACUAAUCGCGAAAACCAAGAUUCACAAAGUAGACAGGAAUGUGUACGACAUCAAAAUUGCCAGUUUGUGACGGCACGGUGUGAAAGGUACCAUACACUAUCCUGAUUUGAUGGAGACAGACAUGAGAAGCACGGAGGAACAUCUGGAGAAACUUCUGAAAUGCCUGCUACGCUGCCGCUGCUACUGCGCGAUCGAGAAUCUCCAGAGGGGAAGGCCCCAAAUCCUCUGCUUUGCCUAUUGCCUGUUGCCGGGGCCGGGGUCGAAGCGCUCGGCAGAGAUGGUGCUUCGUGCUCGGUGUCGGAGGGCUGGUCGGAGGCUCGAAGUUUUCGGACGGACUCAAGAGUCGGCAGUGGUUGGAUGCUUCCAAGAUGCUGCAUCGGCAAGUUUGCGGCACUGGAGGUUCAUGGCAGGAAGAGAGUUUCUCUUCCUUCUACCAUCUGCGUGAGAUGAUGGGACUUUCGACAGACUUUGAGACCUUUUUUGACCAUGCCCAUGAUCUGUUCUUUAUCAAAUUACGGUAUUGCUUUGCACUAUUGUAACUAUAUGUUAUAAUUAUGUGGUUUUUGUGGUUUUUUUAGUCUUGGUUUGUCUUGUGUUUCUGUGAUAUAAUUCUGGAGGAACAUUGUAUCAUUUCUUAAUGCAUGCAUUACUAAAUGACAAUAAAAGAGGACUGCGUGUUCUCAUAAUCUAAUCUAAUCUAUACUAAUUUCAUUUCCCAGGCACUUAAUCUGCAGCCUAAUAUGCCUUGGCAAUUCUAGUGUUCAUUCAGAUGUUUCUUAAAUUUUUAGAGUUACCUGCCUCCAUCAUCUUCUCAGUCAGGGCAUUCUCGAUUGCAGUAAUUUUUUAUGGGUGAAAAAAAAUCCAUUUAAUCCCCUCUAAUCCUUCUGUCUUUCGCAGCCAUGGAGAGAAGUUUCUUACCAUCUGUCCUUUAUGUACUUCCCAUCAUUCCCUUUGUGGCUCCUCUGUUCCAGGGAAAGCAAACCUAGCCUAUCUAUUCCUUCCUCAUAACUGAAACCGGAAUCCAGAAUCACUUCUGCUCCUUCUCCAGUGCCGUCAUGUCCCUCCUGUGAUGUGGUGACCAUUGCUGCACACAACAUUUCAGUUGUACCAACACUUCCUUGACCUUACAAGUGAAGGCAAGUAUGCUGCACUGUAUACUUUCUUCACCACACAAUUUGUUCGGUUAAUUUAAGCAAUAUUUAGGGCAUUGUACCGCGGUGCUAAAAAAAAAAAACAAGUUGCUGGAAGAACUUUACAGGUCAGGCAGCAGCUAUGGAGGCAAAGGGAUGGUCAACAUUUUGGGAUUAGAUUCUGCAUCAAGACUUAGAGUGUGAAUAACC